Ruditapes philippinarum (Manila clam) is the source of this 3317-nucleotide messenger RNA. Its product is annotated as neurotrimin-like. The transcript has 15 exons. The record is from RefSeq and is a predicted model, not a curated record. NCBI's taxonomy places the organism in Eukaryota, Metazoa, Mollusca, Bivalvia, Venerida, Veneridae. Gene Ontology annotation, cellular component: neuron projection. Bases 402 to 2279 code for a protein of 625 amino acids.
ACAGACGGACGCACAAAACAACAUUCAGGGUCUAUGGGCUUAUCAUUGAUUUUUAAAAUAUGUCUUUUUUUCAUAUAAACCAGUGCAUAAAAACAGUGUACAUUGUUAAAGAAUGGACAAAAAUAUGUAUGGACACGAGACAUGAAAAACAGUGCAGAACAACAAGGACAAUUUUCAUUUCUUUAUGUUCGAUUCCUGAAAAAAACUAAAUGCUGCUAUAAGAUUUAUGAUAUGUUUCAUUUUUAUCUCCCUUGAACAUGUUGAAAUAUGUUUACAGGAAAACACUGCCUAUCUCUUAAACUAGAAUGCAGCUGAAACGUUCUGUGUGUGUUAAAAUGAGCAUUCAUGCAUUGACAGAGGUUAUACUUGUGUGAAAAAAGUUUAUGUGAAGUUAAUAUAAAAUGGAUAUCUGUCUAACAAUAUUUGUUUUGCUGUUUUAUUUUGGUGUUUCAGUGGCAGGGGCAGAUAUAAACACUGCAAAGCCGGUUAUUAAUGGAAACGAUGCUAAUGUAACCUUUGUUGUUGGUGAAACAGCGAUCUUAGAGUGUUACAUAGAAGGUUUGGGCAAAUACAAGGUUGGAUGGUUGCGAAAUGAAACCCGUCUGUUAGCAAUAGACCAACAACUUUUUACAGACGACACUAGAUAUACCGUGGAGCGCCCAAACGAAGGGUGGUGGAAUUUGCAUAUAAGCAAUGUAACUUACAGGGACAGGGGACAGUACAUCUGUCGUAUAAACACAGAUCCUCCAAUCUCUAAACAUGUCACUCUAAAUAUUAUAGUUCCUGCUAAAAUACGAAAGGAUGUUUCAAGUCACGACACUACUCUGAGGGAAGGCGAAACAUUAACACUGACUUGUAAAGCAUUAGGUAUUCCUGAGCCAAACAUAGAAUGGGUAAAGGGAUCCACGUGGUCGUUACCAAGUAUGAAAGGAGAGACAAUGAACAUUGUCAACGUAACAAGAGAAGACGGAGGGGUGUACUACUGCUAUGCUAGAAAUCCGUUAACUGCCUUCAUGCAAAUAAAAGUUACAGUUAUAUUUGCGCCUGAAAUAAAUUUGAGAGUAAAAGAAAUAGGGCACACUAUCGGAGGCAAGAUAUAUUUGGAAUGUAGGAUUUUUUCCAUUCCAACACCAACUAUAUAUUGGUUAAAGGACAACGAUACUCUAGAAUCUGCCAAUGAAGAAUUGUAUAAGGUGGGAAUGUUUCAGGGAUAUUCAGAUAACACGUUGUCUACGUUAAGUCUGUCACUGUCUUACCUACAGCAAGAACAGCUCGGAGUGUUUACGUGUGUUGCCGAGAACUCAGCUGGUAACAGGUCUGAGUCGGUGCACAUUUAUGCUGUUGAUGCAAAUGUAGAGUCUGAUGCGUGUGCUUGGGCCAUCAAUGGUUCGAAUACCAACUUUACAGCAAUACCAAGAAUUACACCUAUGGCACGGCGUAUUGGACAGUAUCUAGGGCAUGAUGUUGUACUAGAAUGCGAAGUCACCGAGGCCGCUCAGGAAGAUGUAUACUGGCUGAAGGAUAAUGUUACUUUAGAAUUCUUCACCAGGGAAUACUAUAACGUAUACACAAUGGAUUAUGAUAUUCCAGAAGUAAUUUUAAAACUAAAGAUAGAAAAUGUUAGGGGAAGUCAGUUUGGGGAGUACAAAUGCUGCGCUGAAAAUUCCGUGUGCACGGUCUGUGAGACUGUUGUUUUAUAUGAAGUUCUUCCAGAUUUGCGUACAAAUAUUGUUACAAGUACAGACGGCACUACUAGUACAGAAAAACGUGGCGAAGCUCCGAAAGUAUCAUUGCUUGCUAAAAUGAUUGGUCAGAUUAAAGGAAGUGACGUCAUAUUGGAAUGUGAGAUUUUUACAAGAACACCUACUAACAUGUAUUGGCAAAAAGACAAUGAAGCAUUACAGUCUCUGGACAAGAACACAUUCAAGGUUGAGAAGAAUCUAGAUGGGUAUACGACAACAUUUCGUUUGCGGUUACUGAAAAUUCGAGACUGUCAGUUUGGAAACUAUUCAUGCCAUGCCAAUAAUUCAUUCGGCGAAGAUUUUGAUUCAGUGCUUGUAUAUGGGACUUCAAUAUCAAAACUACAAACAGUAAAGAUUCAGAUUGCGCAACCCGUUUUUCAUCUCGGCUUUAUUUCAGAUUUUUCGAAAGAAUUCCCAGUAGAAAGCAACGAACGGAUCUCUUAUGGUAUUCAAGAUAGUGGAUCAAGAUGUACACAAAACAUUCAACAUACAGUGUUUAUUAUAACGGCGCUCGUGUUAGUAAAUGAACUCAUUUAGAUAUCAAAUGUUAGUUCUCCAUUAAUUCUAAGAUGAUAUUCCCAGGUUAAAAUUGAUCAGACUAUGUGUCAUGAUGUGUCAAAUGAAGAUAGAAUAAAUAACCAUGAGCAACAAUCAAUCUGUACACAUUUAAAUAACCUUAACAUCUAUAUAAAUAUAUGUUCUUUUUUUUUUCAAUAAAAUUAUCAACAGAGUGGUUAAUUUUACGACUCCGUGUAUAAACUUUUAAGACUAGAUUGCAAGGACGGAACCAUACAAACUUUGUUUUCGAUGUCGAAUUUUAUUAUUAUUCAUCGAUUUCGUUCUUUAUCUGUAUUUAAUGUUCAAUGACAUCGGCACAGACAAAAAUGUUAGACUAGCUCUUCUCUCCCGAAACACUUAAAAUAAUUUUAAAGCGACAGACGUACAGCACAAACAGCGAGUUGUAGUUGCUUUAAAAAAAAAACAAAAACAAAAAACAAACAUUGUCUUAUUGAGACCUCGCAUUUAUCUUAGAAACAUUUUUAUUUUAAAUCUUGUGAAUAUAUCAAACAUAUGACAUGAACAUGAUUAUUAAUUAUCAAGAAAUAUGAAGUCUGGACAAAAUUAUUUCGAGUGCAAGAGUGUUGGACACCAUAUAUUAUAACAUUGAAAUGAAGCAAUGCAGAAAUAACAAAAUGAGCUGAAUAGAGAUAAAAUGCUACUGUUUCAUGCCAUCAUAGCUGCUAUAGAGAUAAAUGAGCCGCGUCACGACAAAACCAACAUAGUGCGUUUGCGACCAGCAUGGAUACAGACCAGCCUGCGCAUCCGCGCAGUCUGAUCAGGAUCCACAAACCCUAUUACAAGUAGAGAAACUGAUAGCGAACAGCAAGGAUCCUGAUCAGACUGCGCGGAUGCGCCGGCUAGUCUGUAUCCAUGCUGCUCGCAAACGCACUGUGUUGGUUUUGUCGUGAAUCGGCUCAAAUUUCCUUCGUAUUAUAAUGCUGAACUUUUAAUAAGCAUCAAAUGUUUCAGUGAGAAUAUUUUAAAUUGCAUGUUUAAUCAAUAAGAUUAAAGGUC